Molecule: messenger RNA, 1215 nt
Organism: Aspergillus japonicus CBS 114.51
Lineage: Eukaryota; Fungi; Ascomycota; Eurotiomycetes; Eurotiales; Aspergillaceae
Exons: 1
Coding region: 1-1215 (404 amino acids)
Source: RefSeq, a predicted model, not a curated record
AUGUCUAAUAACUGGUCCUUGGUAUACCAUAAGCUCUUCCCGGGCCCCGGGUACACGACAGGUUCUGUACUCGUCGGGCACUUAGAGGAUUUCGUCGAGGAACUAUGCCUGGAGUGCGCUCAUCCAAAUCAAAGCAAUCGACUAGAUUCCUUACGGCAGUUUCAACAGGAUUUACGGGGCUUGGUGGCGGAAUGUGAUUGGCUACAUGACCUUGAGACAUCGCGCUACUUUGACCGCAGGAUCUAUGAGUUAGACUACAGGGCUAUGUGUUGGAACUUGAGUGGUAUGAGGAAGUGUUUGGUUCAGGAGCUUACUGACUCGGUCUGGAACAGGCUCUACACCCAUUUUAAUCGGUUCCUGCGACAUUUACGCACUUUGAGCUUCAUGAAGCGCGAAACCAAGGAGCUGCAGGAAGCACUUGCCGGGUCAUUUCACAGGGCCGCCAACAUUACCCUUCUCCCGAAUGACAAAAGCGUCCAGCUCAAGUGGUUUCUUUACGCAGCCUGUAAGACACGAUACCCACGGGCUGACCCCAGGCUCUGGGUGCAGAUCAGCAACCUCAUCCGGGCGCGUCGCAGAGCCAUUACGUGCCAACCAGGCCAUCAUUAUCCGCGCGCGACGGCCGAUUUCACUCGCACCAUUGAGCUUCCUCCGAUCCCCGGGAGACUACCUGGUAAGCCCUUCAUUCGGUGCCCUUACUGUGAGCACCGAUUUCUAUCCCGGAAUAUUAGUCAAUCGGAGUGGAGACGCCACCUGAUGCACGACCUGCGGCCCUAUCUCUGCAUGUGGGCGCUGUGUCCACACACGUUCAGCUCCAUUGACGCUUGGCUGAACCAUCUCAAGGACGCCAAUGCCCACCCUGCGAAGCUUCUGGCUUCAUUCUUGAGCGAAUGCCCCUUCUGUGGUAUUCCUUGCGCCGAUUCCCAGUGGUCCUCGGUGGAGAAGCUGCUGAGACAUAUUGCAGGACGUCAUCUGGAGGAGAUUUUUCUGUUGGCACUUCCGGGGGGCCCGACGGAUCUGUUCUUGAAUGUCUUUCUGAGAGAAGAGAAGAUUAGCCUGGAGCCUUACGAGACUCCUGAGAUUCCCGAGGCUCAUGAGGCUGAUUAUAUGCCUUUCGGGAGCCCAGAGGAUGAUGAAGUCGAAGAGAGUGUUGACACAGAGGAAGACGACGGCCUGACCUCUGAGGGAGUCCGCUCUCCUCGCUCCUUAAUUUAG